This is a messenger RNA of Motacilla alba alba, 2747 nucleotides long. It is a transcript of the gene NOL11, whose product is annotated as nucleolar protein 11. The coding region runs from base 399 to 2567 and encodes 722 amino acids. Gene Ontology annotation, cellular component: nucleolus; nucleus. NCBI's taxonomy places the organism in Eukaryota, Metazoa, Chordata, Aves, Passeriformes, Motacillidae. The transcript is spliced from 18 exons. Gene Ontology annotation, molecular function: RNA binding. Gene Ontology annotation, biological process: maturation of SSU-rRNA. The record is from RefSeq and is a predicted model, not a curated record.
UAGCAUGCAGCCGGCCCCGCCGUGGGAACGCCGCGGGAGCGAUGGGCGCGGUGCGCGGAACGGGCCGGGGACACCCGAGUGAGGGCAGCGCCCGCGGGCCCCUGAGCGUCCCGCUGCGGGGCGCCGUCCCGAGGACAGCUGCGAUCGCUCUGCUCAGCUCUCACAGUACUUAGCGCACCGAACGCCUUGGCGGCGCAGGGGCUCGCAGCCCUCAGCCGCCGCGGAGCCGCCCUGCGCGCUCGGGGAAGGCGAGGCCCGCCGGGCGGCGCCGCACGACAGCGGCGCGCGCUCCCUGUCGCGACAGCGCCGGGCCCGUCCCGACCCCGGCCGGCCCCGCCCCGGGUCACGCGGGGGCGCGCGCGCCGCGCCAACUCUCGCGAGAGCCGGGCCUGGCCAAGAUGGCGGCGCUGUGCGAGAGCUUCACGCUGCGCGGGCCGGGCCCCGGCGGCGGCGGCCCCGGCGGCGGCCCCGGGCUGUGCCUGGAGCCGGGCCCGGACAGCGACCUCGUGCUGCUCACCGAGCGCGGCCGGGCCGCCACGCUCUUCAAGAUUUCGGAUCAGAAGCCCCUGGGCUGUUGGUCGGUUAAACAUGGGCAGAUUCUCACCUGUCCAGUCGUGUGCAACUUUGAAACCCAUGAGUACAUUGCAGUCCACGAUGACAAGGUUUUAAGAAUAUGGAAGAAUGAAGACCUUAACUUGGACAAAGCCUUUAAAGCAACACUCUCAGCAGAGGUGUACAGGAUCCACUCCCUUCCCCAGGGGGGGCCGCUGGUGCUGUUCAGGGGAGGGGCGGUUCGGACGCUGGAUGCGCUCUUGGAAGCUCCUCAGCAGGAGAUUGAGAACCUCAUCUCAGCUGAGGCCAUCAAGUGGAGUGGAGCUUUUAUGGAAGGCCAACAACCUGUCUUAAUUUUCACUACUGAGAAACGUGGGGAAUUUUUUGUCUAUGUACAGAAGCCUCAGCUGAGUCGUCUACACAAAUACAAGCUUGAACAACAGAAAUCAGCCAAGCCACGGUGUUUCACAGCACAUAUAACAAACCAAACUGUCACACUUCUGUGUUUGUGCUCCAAUGAUUCUGUGUACCAGGUUCUGAUACCUCUACAGAAAGAUACUGAAGAAGAGGAGGAAGAAGAAAUUUUGUCCAAGUCACUACUACUAAACCUUUCAUUAUCUGGAGCUGUUCUGAAAGGAUCAUCUUUAGUUGUCAUGGACAAAGACCACAUUGCAGUGUUGGGCGGUCAGCCUGAACCUGGGAGAAGGCCCAAAGAGUACCUGACCAUAUGGAAUACAAAAUUUCAGACGUUGCAAACCUCAAAGGAGCUGCCCCUGGGGACCAGCGGCCAGUUGUGGUGUUAUGAAGAAAAAUUUUUUCUAAUUCAUGGGAAAGUGCUGACUGUAAUUAUGUACAAGCGUGAAACAUCAUCCUUGGCAGCUGCUGUGGGAAAGCUCAAGGACAGUCAAACCUUUGAUGUGUCCUCGUUUGUGAACUGGAAUACCCUGGAAGAUGAAGAGCUGGUGGUUUCCUUUCAGUCCCAGGAGUCAGUAGCUCUGAAAGCAGAGUCCAGCAUGAAUUUAAGAUCAAAAAGGAGCACUGUUGCUGGACAACCAGGGACCUUAUCAGUUGGGCAGCUCUUACUAAAACUCAAAGAUGCUUCUAAUUAUGUGUUGGAAAAUGAAUUGAAAAAACUAAUGGCAAAAGCACCGACCCCAGAUCUGCAAGCCACCAUUGGCUGUGUGGUCACUGCCCUUACAGACAGAUGUAAAAGAAAUCCAAAGUACUACCCUCAAAGUAUCCUGCAGGAGAUCGUUGAAACCCGGAACUUGUCCUACAGUUUAUGUCCAGAUUUAAUGGUGGUUGCUUUGGAGAAAAAAGACCUGCAUCUCUUACAAAUCUGCCUAGAACGGUUUCCAGAUAUUCCUGAAGAAAUGACUUAUGCUUGCCUGAAAGCGUUUUUAAGCCUAAGUGAAGACCAUCUUAAAAAUGUAGAUAUAAAUCUAGAUUCCGCGAUCUGUUACAUUGAUGUUGAAUUCAACGAUAUGGAAGUUAAGACUGAAAUUCUAGAAAAUGGUUUCAGUGAAGAGAUGGACCAGGACAUGUGUGAUACCAAAAUCCCAAAGGAAAGCCAGAGCGAUGGUGAAUCCUGCCCUGUUGGGCUUCAGAAGGCAGCACUGCUAAAUGCUGUUCUCCAUUCACCUUACACUGAAACAUUUCUUUUGCCUCACCUGAAAAACCUUCCAGCUGAACAAGCUAUUCUAUUUCUCAGGUAUUUGUAUUACCUGUAUGUGAAAUGCAGUGAAAAAGUUAACACCACUCUUCCUGGAAUACGCUCUCCCACAAUAAAUCAGAUCAUGGAUUGGAUGUGCCUGUUGCUUGAUGCUCAAUUCACUGUAAUGGUGAUGCUUCCAGAAGCAAAGGACUUGCUUUCAAACCUGCAUAAGUUUGUGAGAGCCCAAGUACGGUUCUACUCAGAACUCAACAAGAUUGAAGGAAGUUUGCGGGAAUUACAAAGACUGAACCACCUGAGAGAAUCUCAGACCUAUUCUAUUGAAGUGCUGGAAAUCAUUUGAAUUUGAAGCUCAUUAACACAUUUAUUUUGUAUUGAUUCCUUUUAUGACAAGGAUGUAUUAGCACUCCAUAUUGGGGCUGUCUAAAGUUGUUUUCUACAUAGGAGGAGCCUGGUUACUCUCUAGCUACAUGGGAGUUGUAAGUUUGAACCUUGUGUAUUAAAAUCUCUCUUUUUGACUGGA